Messenger RNA from Acipenser ruthenus (sterlet), 3896 nucleotides. Its product is annotated as mdm2-binding protein-like. The record is from RefSeq and is a predicted model, not a curated record. Gene Ontology annotation, cellular component: kinetochore. The coding region runs from base 146 to 2794 and encodes 882 amino acids. The transcript has 22 exons. NCBI's taxonomy places the organism in Eukaryota, Metazoa, Chordata, Actinopteri, Acipenseriformes, Acipenseridae. Gene Ontology annotation, biological process: regulation of protein ubiquitination; protein localization to kinetochore; traversing start control point of mitotic cell cycle.
UUGUUUACUUGUUUCCAGUCGGAUGUGUUUUCACAGUAUUGUUCUUGUGGAAACGGAAGUUUCAUUGCUGUUGGCGCGGGCAAUACGUUUUUUGACGAAAUGAAUGUAAGCAUUUUGUAAGUAUACUAAUUGGAAUAAGAAAAUAAUGGACAGGUACGUGUUGUGUGUCAUUUGCAACACAAAUGAUACUUUUGGGAAAGACGGCGAAGAUGUUCCUGGACUGACAGCAGCUUGUAAUAUUUAUGAAUUGUUGAAAGCGAACUCCAGUAUCUCUACCAAAUCAAAGAGGUCAUCAUUUCCAGCCUGCUCCCUCAGCGGUGUUCCUGCUACACAGAGGUGUUAUUUUGCAAUUCAGGCAUUACAUGGAAAUUCACAGUUCUGCAGCUCAGAAUGGGAAGAAAUCAUCUCCACAUUACCCAAAAAUGAUAGGGAAGAGUUGUGUCAAACAGCAAUCGAGUCCUGUCAGAAUGCUAUUCAGAGCUAUGAGGAAGAAGAGGACCCCGCAGAAUCCCAAUCCAAGACAAUGCUGUUCGAAGAGGCUGCUGAGAGUUUGCACCAGCUAUCGGACAAGCUUCCCCCUCCAGGGAAAGCUCUCUUGGAUAUUAUUUUAUUGGCCAUUGAUAAUGAGGCACCCAAACUGAAAGAAUUCCUCCCAGUUCUCGGGUCACUGAAGCAUAUGAAAGAGUGGCAUUCUGCAAAGAUAACCAUUGCAGCAAAAGAAGCAAUAGGGUGGCAGAGACCUGCAGCUUACUUGUCGGCAUGUUUUUCUGAUCCUGAACAACUUGAAAGUUGCAUCGAGAUGAGCGAAAUAUGGCGGGGAAAUGUCUUAAUUCGUGAGAAAAAGUUUGCAUCAGAGGUCAAGUUUUCAGGAUUCAGCUUAAAAGGUGCCUGUAGAAGCUCAUGGAGUAGUUUACUGUGUCCGGAUGCUUCAGAGACUGACAGUCAGACUUCGGGAACCAAUAAACUGUAUUCAGAGGUAUUCCAUUAUUACAAGCCGGUGUUAGGUCUGAUACAGCUGGUGUCUGUCUCCGACCUGCCAAUCUACUUUUGCUCCAGCACAGAGUUUGAACUCUGUGUAUCAAAAGCUGAGAGAGGCAAAUCGAAGCUUCUUUUGGACCACCUUGCUACUCUGCAGGGGAAGGUAGGAGCUUUGUUCACUUUGUCCUGCACUGUAAGCAGUAUGGCAGUCCCUCCAACAAGUCAGUUAAGCACAAGGAAAUGGAAAGAAUACAUAGCUAAGAAGCCAAAAUUAAUGUCCGCUCCAGAAAUUGAAAUGAAAGGAGAAAACUGUAACUAUUUCCUUCUGGUCCAGGGCAAAGAAAACGGUGGUUGCAAGGCGAGACUGAUUCACUCAGCUACUCAGAUUAAUGGAGCUGCUGCUCUGGUCACAUUAAAUGGACUGCUCAAUAGGAAGCCGCUACCAGAGGGAGAUCUGGAUGUGGCUGCACUGCUGGGGUCUCUGCCUCGUCUCCGCGGUGAACAGCUGAUUCGGAGAGAAAAGAAGCUGGCUCAGAUUCAGUUGCUGGUCCUGAAGGAAUGCUUGCGAAUAAGAGAGAAGAACAAGAAGCCUGCGUCCAUUCCAGUCAGUGACCUGAAGGUUCUGUUAGCACUUGCUAGGGAGCAAUACCUAAAAGUGCACGAUGCAAACUUUCCUAAAACUGUUCUUCAUGAGGAGAACUUCCUGAAGGAGAAUUGUGAGAAAAAGUAUCCUGGAUGUGAUGUAACACGUGUGAGUUCCACAGAGUGUUCUGAGAGAAGCGUCCUUCAGAACUUUGAAAACUUGGAAAGAAUCAGACAGAGGAUGAGGACAGGCAUAAUGUUGGCAGGAUCAGAGUCUUUGCUGGGGCCCAAGGAUCGACAGAGGUUACCUUUGGCUCAGCUGGAUGCUAAAGAACUGCUGAAAUACUUCACACCUGAAGGCCAACCAAGUGGUGAACUCCAGCCAUUGCAGAUCCAGAGAGGGGAGAAUGCUUUCCAUAUGUCCCCUGAUUUGACACCUCGUAAAGUGCAAAAACUGCUGUUUGACAAGGCAGCCAACUCCCAUUAUCACGGGAUUGAAUUCUGCUUGGAUGACAGAAAAGCUUUGGAGAAAGAUAAGGGGUUUGUAAAACUUCAGUCCCGACUUAUCCGAUACGAGACCCACACAACAUGCACAAAAGAGUCCUGUCCGAUCCCAUUCGCACUAAGUCCUGUGCCAUCCCCCGCAGUCCUGUCUGAGCCUGGGAGUGUUCCUGACGGGGAGGCAUUCCAGUUCGAGCAGAAGGGAGAGCUGACUAGACAGAAGCGCAGGUCCAGGGAAGUGGACAGUGGGCCUCUAAAUAAGAGACUUGCUAAAUCUGAGAGCACGGAUUCCCUUCUGUCACAGUAUAGUGGCAGCAGUGGACCCCACCAUUCUGUUUGUACCCUGAGAGAUCAGCCCCAGAGGCCUGUGUCCGUGUCCUCUGCUUCAAGGAGGCAGCAUGGCGCUGCUGCUCAGAAUUCCAUAGCAAAAGCAGUGAACCCAAGUCGAGGAAGAACCCAGGAACAUGAAAAUGCAGAACAGAGCAAAGAGUCUCGGUCUCAAAAGCAUGCUCGGAUGCUGAAAGAAGUUGUUGCAAAAACACUAAAACUUCAUGGAAUUGCUGCCGAACACAAGUGCUUUGCAGCCUGCAGCCAACGCCUUUUUGAAAUAUCUAAGUUUUAUCUAAAGGAUCUGCAAACCUCCAGAGGUCUACAUGAGGAAAUGAAGAAAGCUGCCAAAAGUAAUGCAAAACAGGUAAUUGACUGGGUGUUGGAAAAGACUUCUAAAAAAUGACACUCCUCUACUGAUGGGACUUUUGUGAAUGUGUAAUAAUCAGUUUGCUGUUUGUACUCAUUGUGUUAAUGAAAGGCUGUUUGUCUUCCAGUUGCAGUAACAGCAUUAAAAGGAAUUAGCAAAAGCUUAGUGGAAAGAAUGUUGAAUCUAGGAUCUUGAAUUUGGGUGUUGACUAUUAAGUAGUACAACAUAUUGUAGUAAUUUAAAAAGUAUAAACAGAUGUCAGAUUUUUUAUACUGUCCCUUUUUGUCAUUAUGCUGUGUGCAUAUUUUUGUACCGUCUGUAAUAAAAGUAUUUCAUGCAAUGGGAGUGUUUGUUAAUAAAGCAUUUUAUCAUAAAAUGAGAAUUAAACAAAACAACUCAAAAUAAAACUGGUAUCGUAUUUUUAUUUUAGCACUUGAUUUUAGAUACAAUCAAUGAUAUCAAGCAGUACUUGCAAAUUUAAUGAAAAUCUAUGCUAGCAUUUGAGCUUUUUAGAGCAAAUCAGAGAGAUUAAACAUUGCAAACAAAUUGGCCAGUGUAAAGUUCACAUCCUAUUUAUAGUCUGAUUUUAGAAAAAAACAGCAGGCUUUAAUUCCCUAACAUUGUUCUUUUUUGCAGAUGGUUGUAAUUACAGUAUGUAGAUUGUAAACUAAAGUUAAAGGCACAUCCAUUUUUUCCUAAGUAAACAAUUAAGCAGAGAACAGUAGGCAUGCAAUGCAAUUUUUGUUAACAUAUCACUUAAGGUAUUUUGAAACAGUUCUGUGAUAAGUCACUGCUGCCAGGAAAGACUGUCAAAAUGCACCCACUCCAAGGAGAAUUAUGAAGAAAAAUAUGUCCCUGUGGACUUUUUUCAUUGUUUUUUGAACCUGUCAAGAGUCAUUUGUAAAUAUACAAAUAUAUAUUUGCAUAGAGGAGAUAAGUUUAAGUCAAAAUAUUCUGUUUGUGUUAAGACUUUACGGGGACAUUUUUUGUGUUCUUUUAGUGCAUUAUAGCAGAAAGCUGAGAAUGUAAAUAUAUCUGGCUCCUCUUUUUUGUAGAAUGUAUGUUUGCAUGUAAAUAUACCUCAGUUCAUUAUUCAAGUUGCAGAGUAAAAAAAAAAAAAAAAGUAACUUUAGUAAAA